Molecule: messenger RNA, 606 nt
Organism: Chondrus crispus (carragheen)
Lineage: Eukaryota; Rhodophyta; Florideophyceae; Gigartinales; Gigartinaceae
Exons: 1
Coding region: 1-606 (201 amino acids)
Source: RefSeq, a predicted model, not a curated record
AUGUGCCAGGCAAAGUCUCCCCUGGAGUAUGUUACCCCCUCUCGCCUUCGCGACCUGCCGUGCAUAGAACACUGCCCCAGCACUUCUUUGGAGUGCGAGAGGAGGCGCGCUCUCGCAGUUCAUCCAUUGCGGGCCAAUCAGAUACCCGUAUCCUGUCUCUUACCUUCGUUUAACGCCUUCCUCUACGGUAUCUCCUCCGCGAACGAGUCUCUGCGUGGGGAACAUCCCGCAAGAUGGCAGUCACUUGGCACACCCCCAUCACCGCACGUAAAGUUACCAUGCGGAAAAAAACGCGUAGGUCUUCUGCCAGUGGAGCACGUUCCGAAAACAAUGCAGCCAACGAGGGAGCCGCAACAUGAGCCGAACGUGAGCCGAACGUAUCUGCACGCAUCCAACGAGAAAGCCGCCCACCAUGCAUGCAACCUCUCUCUCCAGACGCGCCACGACACUCUCGCGAGCAUGUGGCACGUGACGCGCCCCGCACACCUCCUCAGCUCACGACGCGCACGGUUCCACGUCAACUCUUCUGCGCCCUGCCACGUACAGUACACGUGCAGCCAAUUUCGGGCUGUAGUUAGCCCAUAUCAUUUCAUCGCAACAAUCUAG